AUGUCUCGCACACUGUGCGUUUUGGUGGUUGCCCUCGGGCAAACAGCCGUUGCCUUUGACUCGUCCAUGUUGAUCACCAGCAGCGGAGCCGUUUCAGGUUCUGAUGCCGCCAGUUUCCUGCAGAAACCUGUGGUCACUGGAGAGGACGCCACUGAUGGCGCUGACGAGACAGCCGAACCAGUGCACGUAAUUGGCCUUCGCCGUGAAAGCGUCCCCAUCUACCGAAUGGGGAAGAUUGCCUCGUUCAAGACAUCCUACUCUGGAGUUGUCAGCAUUGGCUACCCGCCGCAGGACUUCCGUGUGGUGUUCGACACUGGCUCCGCUCACAUUAUCUUACCGGCCGUGGAGUGUCACACGGAGGCCUGCCUAGCCAACAAUCGCAGGCUGUACAACCAGGCCGCGUCAACGACAGCUCUGCCCAUCAAUGCAGACGGCAGCAUCGUUCAUGAAGGGGAUGAGGGAGAGCAGGUGACUAUCGGCUUUGGAACUGGCGAGAUUACCGGCGAGUUCGCCAAGGACACGGUUUGCAUGGGCAAGGGCCAGACGGCCGACGAACAACGCGCGCUUCUGGCAGAAGCUCGAAGACAGAAGGAAAUCCUGGCGCUAAUCAAGCAGGAGACCAUUGUCCACGAUUACUUGGAGGACGAGGACGUAACAGCCACUGAGGGAACGGAAGUGGUGGCGGACCACAGCCCGACGUGCGUCGAGAUGAACAUCAUAGUAGCAGUGGAGAUGUCCACUGUGCCCUUCAAGACCUUUAAAUUUGAUGGCAUCCUCGGCCUCAGUUUGGACGGCCUGGCGAUGAACCGGAAUUUCAGCACCUUCGACAUGCUGGUGCGCAAUGGCCUGGCACAGAAGCCUCACUUCGGGGUAUUCCUGACUGAUAAUGAGGACGUGGAGCCUUCUGAAGUGGCAUUUGGUGGCGCUGACUCCCGGCGCAUGCUUGAGCCAGUGAGCUGGAGCGAGGUCUACAUGCCCGAGCUUGGCUACUGGAUUGUGCCCAUUCUGGCAGUGCGCGUCGGCGGCGUGGAGAUGGACUUUUGCAAGGAUGGUACCUGCCGCGGCGUCGUUGAUACUGGCACCAGCCAUCUGGGCGUCCCGGGACCGCACGACAAGGAGCUUGCGCAGAUGCUGCAGGUUGAUGCAGGCGAUCUCCUUGACUGCCGCCUAGCCAAGAGCCCUACGGUGGAGAUUGAUUUGCCUGGAAAGACGAUCGAGCUGCUUCCGGCAAGCUACAUGCGAAGACUACCGCUCCGCGAGGGUGUCUCCGUAAGCUCCGACAAAGGAGUGACGGUGGAGGAGGACAACGAGAAGAAGCGAAAGACCUCAAAGGCUAAGGCCGCCUUGCGGCCGGGCUAUCACAUCGUGCACGUGGGAGCAAACAGGAACAAUUCCGCGAAAUGCAUCAGGCCGCCACACACAGUGCAGUGCCACCCCGAAGCCGCCAACCGGCGUAGUGACAUCUACAAUGACAGGUUCCUGGUCACCGCAAAAGGUGAAGAGAUCUGUGUCGAGCGCGUGGAUCAACCGGGAGCUUGGGGUUUAGAUCUGGAGUUCCUUUGCCCAAAUCCAACCACGGCCAACUUGGAGGGGCCAAAGCAGAAAGGAGUUGAGGCCAUCUUCCUCGGCCGACAGGAUGGCAGCGAGAAGUGCGUGCAGCCAUUCGCCGAGGUGAAGUGCGAGGACACGGAGCAGUUCGUGAUUCGCCAAAAGGACACUCAGAUCUGUGCGACCCCGCGGGGUGUUCCGAACGAGAUCGAAGAGGCUGACCUCGUCCUUCGAUGUAAAGAGGUGGCCCAUGUCGGCCUGGAGGGUAUGGAGGAAUUGGUGAUUGGCAGCCACUUCGGCGAGGCCUUCGAGAAAUGCGUCCGGGAGUGA
Molecule: messenger RNA, 1878 nt
Organism: Symbiodinium pilosum
Lineage: Eukaryota; Dinophyceae; Suessiales; Symbiodiniaceae
Source: the annotation of a GenBank genome assembly